UCGGCGGCGAUUGGUGGGGUGGCGGUUGGUUUCGCGAUCCGCUUGCGCCCGCGCCGGUUGCGCUGCUGGGGGCGAUCUCGGCGCACCGCGCCUGUUGUGUGCAACUGAAGAUUUAAUUACCUAAGGUCCCUGCUCGAAGCAGCUGUGUCGUCGUGUUAACGCGCGCGAGCGCGACAGGUUGGAAUCUCCGCGCACCGCUACGGAAAUCGAGGCUAUCGGAGCGAUCUUGUGAACGCGUGCUACUGCGACGUCACAGCAGUGGUGGCGGAAACAGCGGACUGCAGCAGCAGCGCGUAUCAUCGCCUUUUAGGCUUAAAUUCUUCAGCCGUCUUGUGAUUGACAGCGAUUUUUUUGUGUGUCGUUUGCCCCAAGUCUCGCCGAACCGGCGUGUCUGUGACUGCAGCGAGCUUCUUGUCCGUGACCCUGCCCGACACAACCACAGGAAUGCGCAGGAAAAGUGACCUCGUGAAUCACAGCGCGUUUCGCUGUUGUUUCUGCUGUCAUGUUCGCACUGGCACGGUGAUUCUGGGCAUCUGGCAUUUGAUUCUCCAUGUCCUCGCCCUGGCGAUUCUCGUCAGCAUGAUGCUGCGGCCGGAGCUAAUCGAAAAGCUGUACGGAAACAACGGAUCAGCGACGACACAGCUUUCGGGCAGCUUCAUCACCCGCUUUCGUCCCUCCGUCUACAGCCACGAACUUUCGGACGUGUCCAAUGACCCGAAGCUGGCAAGCAUCCGUGAUGAGGACCUUCAUGUGGCUCUAGCCAUCACCGUCUGCACAGGAGUUGUCACCCUGUUGCUACUGUAUGGAACCAUAUGGGGUCAGCCAACGUACCUGAUGCCGUUCUUCUGCCUGCAAGUGUUUGACUUUGUGCUGUCGGCGCUGACGGUGGUGGGCUACUUCUCGUACAUGCCGGAUGUGCGCCGCCUGGUGGCAUCGUCGCGAGACCUGCCCCUGCAGAAGGAGCUACUGCGUCUCGACCCCCAGUGGCUCUGCACCGUUGUCAUGGUUGGCUUUGUCGCCUGCAUGAUGAUCAAGGCCUAUGUGAUGGGAAUUGUCUGGUCCUGUUACAAAUACCUGCGACUCAGGCAAGAAGCGAGCCUUCCUGAUGUCGAAUCUGACUCUGAGGUGUUGCCGUACGGCCAGGCUCUGUUGCCGCCCGACUACGAGACAGCGACCAAGAUGCCCGCAUUUGUGCCCGUCUACGCGCCCCCACCGUACCCAAACCACAGCACCUGAAUUCGGUGACGCGGCAGUUGGCGCAGGAAAAAUGGUCACCGCCACCCGAAGCAGCUUCCAGCUGCCAAACAGCACUCGCGGUCUCUAAAAUGGCCCGCUUCUGUGCAAAUCUGGACGUCCUGUGUACAUUUUGAUGUAUUUUCCUUGGUUUACUCGUCAGUUUGUAAUUGCGCCCCACAAGAAAGUAUGAAUUGAGGAUUGCAUGUCACAGACACAGACAGUGAUGCCUUUUUUUUUUUUUUGCCACUCUAUAUUUUCUUUGUUUUUCUCAAAACAUUGGGAAAGGAAAUUGCAACAAGCUGAUCAUAUACAGGCUGUAUUCGGGGGGGAUCACGGAGUUCAGCUUUGUGACAAUGCUUUGGCAGAUGCAAAGAAAACUUGAAUUCGAGAAUGGAUGUCCAAGACCAGCGAGGAUCCCAGAUUUCUAGAAAAUGGGAAAGUCAACUUGUAGGGCAGGUCCGUUUCGCUUAUUCAGGUAGACGCAGAACAACCUCCAGAGGUUGCUCGACUAUGCGAGCUACUUGAUAAACAAAACAUGGUUAAGCAAGCUGAACUUGGAGCACCACCCCGACACAGGUAGAUGUUACACGUGAGGGUUCGGAACUUGCUUCCUUGGUGACUUUCUCUUUUGCCAUCUUUACAAUUGAGUGACGCUAGCGCCCAGUGUGUCAACUAAUGUUAACCAACGGAAACGUCCACGCUAGUAUUGCAAAAAAAAUAAAAAAUUAGAGCCUUCGUUGGAAGAGGGCGGUCCACGUUUCAGUUGGCUGGAGGCUACCGUAAACCAGCGUAGUCUUGACCUCUGCUGUGCCCUGAGUGAUCCAGCAUUCCAGAGAGUAUGGAAUUAACCGACACGCACGUGUCGCUUAUUUCUACAUUAAUAUACGUCUUUUGUCAAAACUGUGCAGGCCAUGCUGUAUUUAGCUGGUCAGCUGCUCUGCACCUUUCAAGAAAGAAUUGCUAUCUUUCGAGUUUGGAGUCCCAUAGCAACGUAAAGCCGCCAGGCCCACCAGCAGCCAUUAGUUUAGUGCGCAAUACCCCAGAUUCUUUCAUGAGAGGCUGUACAUUAUUUUUUUUAAUCAGCUUCUUUAUCGUUUUUGUAUUUUAAGCUACCCACUCCUCGCAUGCUUUAUGACCCCUUACGUUUUCUAUUUGCUGGUCUCCAGAAGGGAACCCCUUUUCUACGCUGUCUACUUGUGUCUGGGUACUUUCCCCCACCCCCUCCUAGUCAUGCGUUUGUUUCAUGUGCUGCUUACACAUACCGCAAAUGGGUCUUUCAUCACAUGUGGUUUGGGCCUUGCCCAAGGCCGAAAGUUCUUUCAACAACAACAAAAAAGAAAAAAGCUCGAUUGGCACUUGAUACAUUACUAAAAAUGCUUGUCUAGUGCCUGUCCAAAUUUGAUGAGCAUAGGUACCGAACCUGGUAAAUAUUUUGGGAAGGGGAGAUGAGUUUAUGAAGAUGUAGGACUGUUUACGUUGUACAUAGAUGCAACCGAUAAGACAUGCAUGUUGUCUGUUGCAAGUGCAGUGUUCUAUAGUUUGCCUUCUUGUUUCUGGUUAUUGUGGGUGCUACUCAAUUUAGUGCAGGUUUCUUUUACGUUGUUCUUUGUUUCAUGGUUAAAUGCACAGAUUUGUAGUAGACCACCCACCUCCCUCAGUGUGUAACGGAAAAACCUGUUUCUUGCCAGGGAGGGAAAAAAAUGUAUCUGCGAUGUAGCGUGCAAUGAAAUAAAACUUGAAAAAACAAA
Molecule: messenger RNA, 2984 nt
Organism: Dermacentor silvarum
Lineage: Eukaryota; Metazoa; Arthropoda; Arachnida; Ixodida; Ixodidae
Product: lysosomal-associated transmembrane protein 4A-like
Exons: 7
Coding region: 445-1236 (263 amino acids)
Cellular component (GO): lysosomal membrane
Source: RefSeq, a predicted model, not a curated record